AUUUUGCGAAAUCAACAAUGGCGAAGGCAAAGAGAACAAAGACUCUAGCAGAGCAAAUUGCGGAUCUUGAGGACCCUGCUCCCAAAGAUUUCGACCCGGAAGAUCAGGCCGAACAUAGCGAGAGUGAAGAUGGAGCGGCUGGCAGUGAGGACGAAGAAUUCGACGGAAGAGAGCAUUACGUGAACGUUGAUAAGAGCAAAUUGCGCAAAAAAGGCGAAGUCCCACUUGGUCCUCAGUACGAAGGGGCUCGCGUCAGCCGAUCUGCAUUAGAGGGAGAGGAAAGCGAUGAUGACCCUUUCGCAAGCGGUAGAAGUGGGGAUGAGAAUGGUUCUGCUGAAUCGGAUGCCGAUGAAGUCGAAGAGGACUCAGCGAUGAAUGACGCCGCCGAAACCGACGACGAAAUUGACAGCGACGAGGCAUUAGGCGAGAGCGAUGCAGAGAAAUUCAAAGACUUUACUUUCCGAGGCAGCUCAAAGCCAAGAGAAAGGAAAAUAGACGACGUCGCAAAAGCGAACGGUGUUACACACGAGUCACAUGAAUCUGAUUCAGACGAGGAACUCAGCCAGGACGACGAGGGUUCAGCGUCGAACGAAGAUGAUAAUGGAGAAGACGAUUCUGAAAAUGAGUCGCAGAGCGAUCAAGACGAAAUUGAUGAUGACGAGGACGAAGAGAGCGAGGAUGGAGAAGAAAGUGAGGAUGAAGAUGAACCAUUAAAGGACGAGGACUCUGAGCGGGCUGCUUUGAGGGAAAUGAUGAGCUCAGAGCAAAAGAAUGUGACGGCUAUAAUAUCGCAAGCUGCCAAGGUGGAUGCUGAAAAGGGUGAGGCGGUCAAGCAACAACGUCAGACUUUCAGCACCCUUCUCAACACUCGUAUACGACUCCAGAAAGCGCUUGUGGCAACAAACACUUUCUCCGCCGCCGACGAUGCCUCCGAAGCCGAUGCGGCUGCUGUACGCUCAGCCGAAGAGGCGGCCCUUUCGCUAUGGAACACUCUCGACUCUUUCAGGGUUUCUCUGUCAUCUGCUCGGACAGGAAGCAAACGAAAACACUCUGCCAUCGAUAUCGACAAUGCUUCGCCCGAAAGUCUUUGGAGCCGCAUGCAGGAGCACGAGUCUCAGCUUCUUCCCGCUCGAAAAUUGACCCUCGAGAAAUGGUCAGCGAAAGUCCGCUCCGCUAACGCUGCUCCUGUCACUCGCAAGCUCAACACCGCUUCUGAGCAGACCAUCACUGACGUGCUCACAUCUCAUCUGGCAAACUCUGAAAGACUAGUCAAGCGCACGCAGAUUCCACGUUCUUGCGCACCCCUCCAAGCAAGCAAAGGCGCGCAAGAAAUUCCAGAGGUUUACGACGACGCGGAUUUUUACAGCUUAUUGCUCAAGGAGCUUGUAGAUCAGCGAAUGGCCGACUCAGCAGCAGCCGCUUCCGAAACCUUUACUGGUGCUAGCCUUCCAGCCCAAUGGGAGGCCGCUCGUUCCGCCAAGACAAAGAGGAAUGUCGACACAAAGGCUAGCAAAGGCCGGAAGUUGAGAUACACAGUGCACGAGAAGCUCCAAGAUUUCAUGGUACCGGAAGAUCGUGGUACUUGGGAAGAUCGCCAAAUCGAUGAGCUCUUUGGUAGUCUGUUGGGCAAGCAGAUGGAGCUGAAUGAAGAUGAAGGCGACGAGGAAGAAGCAUUGAUGCUUUUCAGGAGCAAAAAUUGAGGCGUUAUAUAGAUAGGUACUGGGCUAAAUCGUGCAUUCUAAAAGUUAUCUUCUUCGCAUCAUACCAAUAAUAUAUAAAUAUUUCAAGAGAAC
Messenger RNA from Xylona heveae TC161, 1793 nucleotides. RefSeq names its product TRAUB-domain-containing protein. Gene Ontology annotation, biological process: maturation of SSU-rRNA from tricistronic rRNA transcript (SSU-rRNA, 5.8S rRNA, LSU-rRNA). Bases 18 to 1700 code for a protein of 560 amino acids. The transcript is spliced from 3 exons. The record is from RefSeq and is a predicted model, not a curated record. NCBI's taxonomy places the organism in Eukaryota, Fungi, Ascomycota, Xylonomycetes, Xylonales, Xylonaceae. Gene Ontology annotation, cellular component: nucleolus; nucleus.